UGUUUUGUGUCAUUCUUGCUUGCCUCUUUUUCCCCGCACAAUUUUCUCGAUUUUCACUCUGUUUUCCUUAGUUUUUCGUGUUGAAUUGCACUGGUCAUCAGUCCGUGAGGUGCAGUGAUGUGUUUGACAGUGGCAAAGUGAUGCUGCGACGGCAAAUCUGAUCGCUGAUCGCUGGCGCGGGAGAUGAGGGUGCUGGUGCUUGCGUGCCUCCUGGGGGCCGUCCUGGCCACGGAGACGGGCUCGAUAAACCUCCUGUUCACCACGUAUCAGGACAUUCGGUGGGCGAACGUCACUGGCCAAGAGAUUCACAUUGAGGUGCUUGCCAAAGAUUUGGUGGAAGGCGCGGCCAUUGACUUCCUGGCCGCGCGGCGGCUGGUGUGCUGGGCUGAUCAGGGCAGCGAGCGCGUGGAGUGCAUGAAGAUGAGCGGCUGGAAGUCGUCCAAGCGGGACAUUGUGGUGGCGGCCAAGGCGAAGGUGGACGGCUUGGCGAUUGACUGGCUGACGGAGAAGAUCUACUGGACGGUGAGCGAGACGAACAAGAUCGAGGUGGUGUCGCUGGAUGGGCGGCUCAGGAAGGUGCUCUUCUGGCUGGACGUGGAUCAGCCGCGCGGCAUCGCUGUAGUGCCGGCGCGGCGGCUGCUCGUGUGGACGGACUGGGGCGAGAGUCCGAAGAUCGAGUCCUCCAGCAUGGACGGCGAUCCGGGCAGCCGGAGGGUGCUGGUGAAGGACAAGGGCAUCUUCUGGCCCAACGGACUUGCCGUGGAUCUCGAGCGUGAGCUGAUCUACUGGGUGGAUGGGAAGCUGCACACGCUGCAGGCGAUGCGCCUGGACGGCGCCGAUCGUCAGACGCUGGCCAGCAACUUGAUCUAUCCCUACAGCCUCACCAUGCUGCAGGAGCACAUCUUCUGGACAGACUGGCAACUCUAUGCCAUCAACACGCUCGUGUCUGGCGACGUGCAUGAGCUGUUCAAUGUGUCCGUGUCGCCGAUUUCGGUGCGCAUUUGGGAUCAGCGCGUUCAGCCGCCCGGCGAAUCGCCCUGCCAGACGGCCAACGGCAAUUGCUCGCACUUGUGUCUGCUGGCGCAGAAUGCGCAGGGCUUCUCCUGCGCCUGUCCGACGGGAAUCCGCCUCGUGAGCGACACAACGUGUGCUGAACAUCCCACGGACAUGCUGUUCCUGGUGCAGCGCACACAGAUCAGUCGCAUCUCCCUGGACACGCCGGACUUCACCAGUUUCCCGCUGAUUCUGAACCGCGUGAAGUACGCCAUCGCGAUUGACUACGAUCCCGUGGACGACACGGUGUACUGGUCAGAUGGCGACGUGCACACCAUCCGGCGCGUGCGACAGGACGGCCAGGGAGCGGUGGAGACCAUCGUGUCGGCCAUCGCGCACGCCGACGGCCUGGCGCUGGACUGGCUGGCGAGGAAUCUCUACUGGACGGACACGGGCAUGGACAGGAUUGAGGUGAGUCGCAUGGACGGCUCGUCGCGCUAUGUGGUGAUCAAUGAGAAUCUGAAGGAGCCGCGCGCCAUCGCCGUGGCGCCCAGCUUGGGUUGGAUGUUCUGGAGUGACUGGAAUGAGGAGAUGCCGAAGAUUGAGCGCGCCGCACUGGAUGGAUCUGAGCGUGUUGUCUUGGUGUCGAACGAUCUGGGCUGGCCGAAUGGCAUUGCGCUGGACUUCAGUGAGAACACAGUGUUCUGGUGUGACGCCAAGACGGACAAGAUCGAAGUGGUGGGCAUGAAUGGGUCCAAUCGCCGGGUGAUUCUCUACGAGCAGCUGCCGCACGUAUUCGGCCUGAGUCUGCUGGGUGACUACAUCUACUGGUCGGACUGGCAGAGGCGAUCGAUUGAGAGAGCGCACAAGAGGAAGGGCACGGACAGACUGGUGAUUGUGGAUCAGCAUCCGGACCUGAUGGGGCUGAAGGUGGCGCGAUUGCGGGAGGUGAAUGGCACGAGUCCGUGUGCUGUGAAUAAUGGCGGAUGCUCGCACUUGUGCUUCAACAGGCCGCACGAUUUUGUGUGCAGAUGCCCGAUAAACUUCGAGCUGGCGCGUGAUCAGCGGACGUGCUUCAUUCCCACGGCGUAUCUGUUCUUCUCGCGGAUGCGCGGCCUGGGCAGGAUGUCGGUGGAGCACAAUGAGGGCAAUUACAAUGAUCAGGUGACGCCGUACAAGAUCAUUCGCGAUGUGCACGCUCUGGAUGUGGACGAUGUGGCGGGAGUGCUGUUCUGGACGGACAAGAGGGGCAAAUCCAUCCACCGGGCGCUGAUCAAUGGCACGGAUGUGCAGAAGAUUGUGGAUUCGGGUCUCGGGCGGCCGGAGGCCAUCGCGGUGGAUUGGCUGGGGGGGAAUGUGUUCUGGACGGAUGUGGAUCUGAGGCGGAUCGAGGUGGCGCGCUGGGAUGGCUCGAGUCGGAAGGUGUUGGUGUGGAAGAGUGUCGAGGAGCCGAAGCACAUUGUGGUGGAGCCGCGGCGGGGCGUGAUGUACUGGACGGAGCAGCAGCUGGAGGUGAUCCAGAAGGCGGGCAUGGAUGGAUCGGAAGUGACGACAGUGGUGCGGAAGGUGGGGAAUGUGAAUGGAUUGGCGCUGGAUGACAGCACGCGCCGGCUGUAUUGGACGAGUCAGAGCACGCCGGCGAGGAUUGAGUGGGCGGAUUGCGAUGGACGUGGCAAGGGAGCCACACUGACUGAUCUGCACAGCAGUGAUCCCUUCGCCAUCACCGUCCACGGUGACUUCGUGUACUGGAGCGACUGGAAGACGGGAGAUGUGGAGCGCGUGCACAAGAUAACCGGUGACAAUCGCACGCUGAUCCAUGAGAAUCUGGAAUUUGUGCGAUCUCUCGUGGUUUAUCACACUUCACCGCCAACACUGACGUCGGGCAUCAACAAAUGCCACAUUGCGAACGGUGGAUGUUCACAUUUGUGUCUGGCCAACAGGAAUGGCUCCAUUUGUGCCUGUCCCACGCACUAUUUCCUCAACACUGACUCAGUGUCGUGCAGUCCGCCGAGGGAUUACCUGAUCUUCAGCCAGAAAUCCACCUUCGGCAGACUCUUUCCCAACUCCACAGACGUCCUGGACGCGUCAUUUCCCAUCACAGGGAAGCACAUCAGGGUGAUUGAGUUCGAUCCGGUGAUGAAGUUUCUCUACUGGAUUGAUGGAAAAGUGGUGCGCAAGAGUGCAGAGAAUGGCACGAGGAUGUCCACGGUGGUCAGCGCGGGAUCGCAGCCAUUUGACAUGGCGCUUGACUUUAUCGGCAGAUUGCUGUAUUGGACGUGCAGCUACACGAAUUCCAUCAACAUCUCCAGCUUGAGUGGCAAUUCUGUGGGCACAAUUGACACGGGAGAUUCACAAGUUCCCAGGAAUCUGGCAAUUGAUUCACUGGAGAGAUUCCUCUUCUGGACGGAUUACAAGCAACAGGCGAUCUUCAGGGCGAGAAUUGAUGGUGUGGCGAGAGUGAUGCUGGUAAAUAAGUUGUCCGGUGUGAAUGCGCUGACAAUUGAUCAGCAGGCGAAGAUUGUCUUCUUCGCCGAUGGCGAGAGCAUCGAGAGGAUUGACUACAGCGGUGGCAACAGGGAGAAGAUCACUUUGCUGAACUACAAUCAGGUGACUUCCUUGGCUGCUCUUCGGGGUGUUUUGUAUUGGCUGGACGACAAGAUGUUGCUGGAGAGUUUGACGUACAAUGGCGAGAGGGCGACUGGUGAUGGUGCUUCGCUGCAGCAACUCACGGACAUUGUGGCAGUUUCCACGCCACCGGAGGGACUUGUGGCCAAUCACACGUGCUCUCAUCUGGCCAUUGAGUGUUCUCAUCUGUGCGUGGCCACGGGAAGGCAUCCGCCGAGGAGUCUGGAGGACGUGUGCUCGUGUCCAAUUGGUCUGAUGCUGAUGGAGGACAAGAUGAGCUGCGGAACGCUGCCACCUUGUGGUCCUGGUCACUUCACGUGUGCCUCUUUGAUGCCCGGUGGGCUUCUGGAUGGCGUGAAUAAGGACUGCAUCCCGAUGUCGUGGCGCUGUGACGGUCAGAAUGACUGCAUGGACAAGUCGGAUGAGCAGGGAUGUCCGUCGUGCAGUGGAGAUCAGUUCAGGUGCCAGAGUGGCGAGUGCAUUGACAGGAAGUUCGUGUGCGACGGCACGACGCACUGCGCCGAUGGCCACGAUGAGGCGGAUUGCUGCAAACAGCCGCAGGACUUCCAGUGUCCGGGCAAUAAGGUGUGCAUCCCGCCGGCGUCGCUGUGUGACGGCUGGGAUCACUGUGCCGACGGGGCGGAUGAGAGUCUGGAAGUGUGCGGUCCGGCGAACAAGCGCUUCGUUCAGACGUCGGACAAGAAGACGUUCAUCAUUGUCAUCGUGAUUCUGAUGCUGGUGACAUUCUUCGCCGCGUACGUGCUGCAGAUUUGCCGCAGUCGCAUUAUGGCGCACGGUGGGCAGUUGCAGAAUGAUCCGGCCGCGGCGCCGCUGUCACCGGUGCAGGCGGGAAAGAUUGCCAGGGGCUCGCGGCUGUCGUCCGUGGCGGACGCCGUGUGGAUGUCGACGCUGAAUGGCCGGGCGGGCAGUGCGAAUAGCUAUGACAGGAACAACAUCACGGGCGCCUCGAGUAGCACAACGAAGGGCAGCAGCAGUCUCAUGGCGUAUCCGCUGAAUCCACCGCCCAGUCCGGCCACCACGAAUGCCUCCACGAGGCACAGCUAUCGGCCGUACAGGCACUACAAGUCCAUCAAUCAGCCGCCGCCGCCCACGCCCUGCUCCACGGACGUGUGCGACGAGAGUGACAGCAAUUGCACCAGCAAGACCACGUCCGGACGCGUGGCGCUGCCCAGGCGGAGUCACAGGUAUGCGGACGCAGGAGAGCCCUAUCCGCCGCCGCCCACGCCGCGCUCCCACAGCGACAUUGGCGGCUACGUGAUGACGGAGAGUUGUCCGCCGUCGCCGGGAUCGCGAUCAUCGGCCUACUUCUCGCCGCUGCCGCCGCCGCCGUCGCCCGUGCAGAGUCCGCGGCGUGACUACUCGUAGCCGCGGUCGAGCCGGAGAGAGAGAGAGAGAGUGAGUGAGUAGCAGUCCUUUGUCCCUGAUCCCCUUACUCUUUAGGACAUUAUUUAUUGACACUAGCUGUACUCUGGGAUUGUGUUGAAAUUCAGCGACGAGGGUGAAAUUGCGUGACAAUCAAGACUCCAAUUUUUGUCUUUUGACUUUUGCAUCUGACAGAUACUUUCCAAGGAUCACUUGAUUAGUCUGUGUCACGUAUAAAAACUCUCCAAGGCGGUUUUGAAAAGAAUGCAUUCAAUAUUUUGUGCAUUGAUAUUUUAGAGAGACUUUGAUUUUAUUAAUGUCUUCAAGCAAAAAGAAAAAGUAGAAGAGGCACAAUUUGAAGGAAAAAGAAGUAGCUCAAUGAAUUCUAAAUUGAUAUAAGCAUUAUAUUAUUGUGUAAUUAACAAAAUUGUAUGCUUUUUGUGCCUUUUAAUCAAUGGAUAGAUGGAUAAAAACUAUCAUUUAAUUGUGAUGUGAAUUUUAGUGCUAAAUUCUGAAAUAGUCUUAAUUCCCUUUCCCUUCUUCCUUUGUUGCGCUACUCACUCGAUUUUUCUCGUCGUACACUUUAUUAAGAGUCUGAUUAAGAACAAUUUUAUUGAUGAAUUUGUUGAUUUUCUAACAAGAGAGAGAGAGAAAAAAAUAACCCCCUUUUUAAUAGACUGUAAGAUUGUAUCAAAGUGCCAAACAGCGCGCAGUGCUUUUCUUUUCUCAGGAAGAAGAAAGAAAAAAAACUGUGUGACGAUAAAAAGGACGAAGAUGUGAACUGAUAUAAUGAUGUGAGACGAAUUUAGGCCGCUUCGUCGCCAAAUCACAUGAAUUUUAUUGCAAUAAAACACACCUUUUUAUUAUUAUUAUCUUGUAAUGCCAUUUUAGAAGAGUUAAGAAGAAAACAGAGAGCAUUUCUUGAGGUUUUCCCUGAGCUGAUCAAAUGAGUUUUCCUCUGAUAUUUUACUCUAUUUGAUGGUAGAAAAUGUUUAUUGUAAUAAGGAGAAGAAAAUAUAUUGUGAGGCGUUUAUAAUAUUGCAUUUCGUGUACAAAAGAAUAUAUUUAGUACAAUAAAAAGUAUUUUAAGAAAAAGAAA
Phlebotomus argentipes is the source of this 6100-nucleotide messenger RNA. It is a transcript of the gene arr, whose product is annotated as low-density lipoprotein receptor-related protein 6. Gene Ontology annotation, molecular function: protein binding. The transcript has 4 exons. The record is from RefSeq and is a predicted model, not a curated record. Bases 184 to 5004 code for a protein of 1606 amino acids. NCBI's taxonomy places the organism in Eukaryota, Metazoa, Arthropoda, Insecta, Diptera, Psychodidae.